This is a messenger RNA of Procambarus clarkii (red swamp crayfish), 417 nucleotides long. Lineage: Eukaryota; Metazoa; Arthropoda; Malacostraca; Decapoda; Cambaridae. The record is from RefSeq and is a predicted model, not a curated record.
AUGUACCACCAGCCCAUGUACCACCAGCCCAUGUACCACCAGCCCAUGUAUCACCAGCCCAUGUACCACCAGCCCAUGUACCACCAGCCCAUGUAUAACCAGCCCAUGUAUCACCAGCCCCUGUAUCACCAGCCCAUGUACCACCAGCCCAUGUAUAACCAGCCCAUGUAUCACCAGCCCAUGUAUCACCAGCCCAUGUAUCACCAACCAGUGUACCACCAGCCCAUGUACCACCAGCCCAUGUACCACCAGCCCAUGUAUCACCAGCCCAUGUAUCACCAGCCCAUGUAUCACCAGCCCAUGUAUCACCAGCCCCUGUAUCACCAGCCCAUGUACCACCAGCCCAUGUACCACCAGCCCAUGUAUCACCAGCCCAUGUAUCACCAGCCCAUGUACCACCAGCCCAUGUACCACUAG